This is a messenger RNA of Paramuricea clavata, 225 nucleotides long. NCBI's taxonomy places the organism in Eukaryota, Metazoa, Cnidaria, Anthozoa, Malacalcyonacea, Plexauridae. The record is from the annotation of a GenBank genome assembly.
AACGUCACAUACACAGAUGUCUUGCCAUGCCCUUUGAUAAGUGACCACGGCAGACCUUACGUCACUGUCAACGCACAUGUCAUUCGUUAUGUACCAAGAUAUAAAUACCUCAGAAAUGAAAAACGCUUUCUUGAAUCCGUAUUUGUUAAAGAUUUUUCCAAACUGCCUUUCCAGCUGGUUUAUGCUUUUGACAAUCCUGAUGAUCAACACGCCGGGCACAGAUGA